Messenger RNA from Perca fluviatilis (European perch), 477 nucleotides. Its product is annotated as putative protein TPRXL. The transcript is spliced from 4 exons. NCBI's taxonomy places the organism in Eukaryota, Metazoa, Chordata, Actinopteri, Perciformes, Percidae. The record is from RefSeq and is a predicted model, not a curated record. Bases 1 to 477 code for a protein of 158 amino acids.
AUGACAGUAUUGAUAAUUACCCUGAUCCAGGAGCACAUCAAGUCCAACCCCGUUGUUGCUAGUCCGAGCCUGGUCACCUCAGCCGCACUCGCAGGAGGUCCAGCCAAACCUCACAAGGUCAUCAAGAAAGCUCCGGUCAUCUCCAAAGCGGACAGCGAUGGAGCAGCUGACCAUAAGAAGGACCCAGGAGACUCUUCGUCCUCGUCUUCACUGAAGCCGUCUGGAGACAAAUCAGCUGCGAAGUCUUCGUCGCUGGACGCUGCGCCUCCUCCCUCCUCUUCCUCCUCCUCCUCUCUGCGUCCUGCGGUGGAAGCCUUCAUGAAGCAGUUACCCAGAAUCCUCCCUCGGAGCUCCCUCCCCGAUAAGACGGCGCCGCUGUCGGUGCGCUCCUCUCCGCCCUCGCUGGUUCCCAAAGACGCCCGGCGGUGGCGGGCCGGCUCGGACCGGAGGCCUGCCACCCGCCAACAGCGGGCAUAA